AGGGCUCAGAGCGAGCGUUCACGAGACGGGGGGGGGGGAUGGCCAUGGCUUUGCGCGUGCUGCUCCUUCAGCUGGGCCUGGCUCUGGCGGAUCCGCAGAAACCCGAGAGGAUCCGCCGAGACUUCCACAACCUCUUCGUGGUGGUAAUGAUGGGCUUGAUCACCGCAUGGGUAGCCAAGGUGAUGUACCAGAUCUUCCGUGCCGCGGAGGUGAACUUCCGGCUCACCCGGAGCCGGUCGCUGCAGCUGGAGGCCAUGAGCAUCUACGCCCAGGACUUUCAGAUGCUCAUCAGGCAGCAUUUUAACCAGAUCCUCCGCAUCCGGCGCACAGUGCCACCAAAGCUGGUGGCGAGACAUGAAGUGACGGCCCAUGUGCACCCGGAAUCCAUCAGAUGCCUGUGGGUUGGGGAGGAGGACUCCGGGGGUGGACCCAUGGGCUUUGGUGUGGAAUUUGACAUUGAUGCCUCUGUGCCUUGCUGCGUCCAGCUGUACUGGGGAGUCAACGCCCAGGCUUGCAACGAGUUCGUUCACAGGAGCCAAGCAGAGUCGAGCCAGAGCCGUCGAGGUAACUCCCUGGGGCCCCUUCGAAAUCUUCGAGGUCGGUGGACGGGCGGACGGUCCUGCACAAAUCCCGAGACCACGCGGUCGCUCUUGGAGAUGGAGGAUCUCACUAGUUCAAAUUGCGUUGCACCUGAGGGCCGAAACGCGCCAGCCAGCGCAGAGACAGCAGAAGAUCGGCUCUUUGCGCCAUCCCAGUACCACUCGCAAUCGCGAGAUUUCUUCCUGCCGGCGGGCUGUGGACAGCGAUACGUCACGCCGGCAGGGGACCUGAUUCACCCUAACAUGCUGUCGGAGUUGGACAUGAGAGCAGAAUGGCUGCGCAGUGGCCAAGAGCCGGCAGUCAUUCCGUUGGCCAUUGUAGUGAUCGCCUCAGGCUCCAAGGCGUCGACCUCCGUGCAGGGUCGCCCGGUGCUGGAGACCAAAGGCCAGAUCUCCAUCGUGCGCUUCACCGAGGGCCGGGGCCAGUCCGCCCCCUUCAACUCGGCCGAGGUCAUCCGACAGCUCUGCUUCAGCGAGAACUCGGCCAUGGAGGUGCAGGGCAUCUACGGCUUCGAAGACGCAGGGGAGAGCGAGUGCAUGAUUUGCUACGCUCGCCCCAAGAAUGUUCUUUUGCUGCCUUGUCGGCAUUGCUCGGUGUGCCACUCCUGCCUGCGGUCCCUGCGGGAUGAGAAGUGCCCUUUGUGCCGGAGCUCCUUUUCCAGUUACCUCACCUGCCCUUCCAGGCAGGGGGUGGGAAAGCAACAUGUGUAA
Molecule: messenger RNA, 1310 nt
Organism: Effrenium voratum
Lineage: Eukaryota; Dinophyceae; Suessiales; Symbiodiniaceae
Source: the annotation of a GenBank genome assembly